This is a messenger RNA of Galendromus occidentalis (western predatory mite), 4156 nucleotides long. It is a transcript of the gene MICAL-like, whose product is annotated as MICAL-like protein. Gene Ontology annotation, molecular function: protein binding. Lineage: Eukaryota; Metazoa; Arthropoda; Arachnida; Mesostigmata; Phytoseiidae. The record is from RefSeq and is a predicted model, not a curated record. Bases 548 to 3709 code for a protein of 1053 amino acids. The transcript has 14 exons.
GUCUGUCAUGUUGGUCGGACGUCGUCGUCCUCCCAUUCAAUGCCAUCUGCCUGAGUGCGGUAUUGCUCAUCGGUCGGUGCGUCUGAACGACUGUCUGCUUGAGCGCUCAACGACCAUUCCGCCCGACGACGUCGUUCUGUGGCGGCGGUGAGUGUUGUGGAUGCGACAGCGGCGGCGGAAUCGACUGCAUCUCUCCUGAUGAUCAUCGUCUCUAGCACCCAUCAGCUGCAGAGUCGAGUACAAUUAGCCAACAGGUGGAGUGGUGGCGGCAGCUGACCAGAGUUUUGUUUCGAUAGCCUCACUCAGUGGUUUUAGUAUCGUGUAGUGUUUCGUGCUCUUAUCGGUGGAAGAGUUUGUGCGAACGAGUCUUCGUCCGAGAGCCACAUCGGAACAGUGUUGUGGUGGUCUGUGCAGUUUCCGUGCUUUGGGGAUCGUAUGUGUGUGUGGUGUGUGUGCUCCGGACUAUGAACUUCUGUGAUCGGCGGGGGGCGGAUAAACCUUCAUCAUUUGACCAUCGCUUGCUCUAGAAAAGUGUCUCUUUGGCAAGAUGACGAUGGACGGAGCAAAAGAAAUGACGGAGCGUCGAGGACUACAAGCGCUCCAGUAUUGGUGCCAAAAAGCCACGAGUGGAUACCACGGGGUGCGUGUGAGCGACAUGAGCUCCAGCUGGAGAGAUGGACUCGCUUUCUGCGCCCUCAUUCAUCACUACCGGCCCGAUCUGAUUGAUUUCGACUCUCUUCAAUCAGAGAACGUCCUUGAAAAUAAUCAGCUGGCAUUCCGAGUGGCCGAGAAACAGCUUGGUAUUCCCGCUCUGCUGGAUGCCGAGGACAUGGUCAAAUAUCAGGUCCCAGAUAAACUUUGUAUCGCCACUUACGUCUCCCAGUUCUACCAGUACUUCGAAGGCGGUAUGGCCCGCAUGAAAUCCGCCUCGUCCGCCCCCCAAAACUGCAUUCCUCCUGCAAGCAGCAAUUUCAAUAUCGGGCCCCCAACCAAGAGCCCGGUCCUCGUCCGCGCUAGCGCGUGUUCGGCGUGUUCGAACAAAGUCUUCCUGCUGGAAAGACUGAUCGUCGGCACCAAACUCUACCACAGAUCGUGUUUCCGCUGUUGUCGAUGUGAUUCGUUGUUGAAUCCCGGAGCUUACGCUUUGGCCGACGAUGCGGAGGACCGAUACGAAUGCACCGUGUGCCCGAAGGACGAAGGCCCAGAAUUCAAGAAGAUUAUGCUCAAAAGCGAGCUCGGAAUCCCGCGCCGACGUCUCGAAUCGUUCAGCUCCGAGUCUUCGACCGCUUCAUCCGACUCGAGGCCUUCCUCGGCGAGCAGCAAGCAAAUCGAUGCCAUCAGGGAGUUUGCUGAGACUCCCGCUUCGACAUCAGGCAGUGAGCCCGAGCUCACCCGGUUGAAAGAUUCCCAGAGGAACGGAAAAACUGAUUCGCCUUUCCUCGCCAUUCCAAACUGCAUCCCUGUGUCACCUCUCGCGCAACAAUCCACAGUCAUAUCAGCUAGAUUCAAGCCUCAGAACUCACACGACAUCACGAAACCCGAAGUAGCACCGAAACCCAUAGCUCUAAUCGCCGCGACCCGGAAGCCCAGAGACUCGGAGGGUGGUAAUAGCCUCCCGAAACCCUCUGUGUCGGCAGAUCCCGCGAAGGUCACGAUAGAGUCGUCGAGAAGUCCUUCUCCAACGAAGUCACUGAAAAGCGACUCGGUGUGCUCUACGCCCGAUUUGAUGAGCCGCCGCGAAAACCUCCGGAAAACGCCAACGGAGGCCGACCCGCUCCCGGAACGUCGCCUGAGCAUAGGGAGUUCCAAGAGCAGCGACGGUCCCACGUCAUUCGACGAGCGUCUGAAGAAACUCUCGUUGAGGAGUCCGUCAGAACCGAGCGCCUUCCAGAGGACGAGCAGCUUGCGAGCGCUGCCAACGAUUGUUCCUCUGAAGACGGAAAGGCUAGAGACGGAUAAUAAGGUCCGCUCGCUCAACUCUCUACUGAUCCUCCCGGAUAAACCGAAACCGGCGCCGCGAAAACUCGAAGAUUCGUCGUACGAGAGCCCUUAUGCCGGUAGGCGUUCAGCUGGCUCCUUCCUCCCGAUUCAGAGCGAUCAGCCUUCGCCAGCCACGAGCCCUACGCCUCUGCCCCGGAAGAGAGCUCUGCCGGAAAAGAAGGAAGUAAUCGAAAAGACGCGAGACGCUCCGGAAGACACCGCAAAAGGAGAAGCUCUAGGGACAACCGUCACCCCGCAACCGGGAGACCAGAGUCCCGUUCCUCCGAAACCGCGUCGAGGCAUUGCUCGGAAGCUGCAGAAACAAGCUGAAGAGGAACGGAAGUCCUCGGCGGCGGCUUCAAAUUCCUCCAACCAGACGCAGUAUCCGGUGGCGCUGAACCCUUUCGGCGACUGUGCAGAGGACAAGGUUGAAGACACUACAGGGGUCGAGACGCCGGAGCCUGGACCUCCGUCCACGCAGUCGUCCACAGUCCCACCCGGGAAAGGGGCGAAAUCGAGGUCGGAUUACCCUGAAACACUGAAUCCGUUCCAGGACGCCGUGGAUGAGGACGCUCCCGGAUCUAUCUCACCAGUGCAGCUUUCGAUAUCUUCCAAUGACACCGCACCGGUCAGCUCGGUCCACAGCGACUCACUGAAUCCAUUCUUCGACGCCAGUCGGACGCCUUCGCUGAAAAAAUCACCGAAGAAGAGAGCAGCUCCGCUUCCCCCGUCUCGUCCGUCGACCACUUCCUUGAAUUCGAUGACACCACGCACUUCGGGAACGAGCUCACCCUCGGUGACGCGGAACUCAUCCACCGUGUCGCAGAGGAAGGAUGCACCCGCAACGGCUAGUCCAGCCGCGAACCCACCGAUCAUGACCGAAGCUCGCAAGAAGAAACGGCCAGCGCCCAGCGUCCCCGUACCGAUGAAGAGAGAAUUGCAGGCCGUGAGCUUGAAGGCUAUCCAAGCCGAAAUGAGGACCAUCGAAAAAAGAUUAGUCGAACUGGAAACACAAGGAAAGAACAUCGAGUUAAGCCUUAGGCAACUUCCCCCGCCCGGAGAAUCUGGUGAGAGAAGCUUCAUCAUCGAGAUUCAUGGAUCCAAGUUAUCAUCUAAAACGAGAUACAAUUCUUCGACUUCCCCUUCGAAACCCUUCAUUCUAGUCGAUGAAGCCGAUGGGGGAAAUGUGCCGCACGAGGAGACUCUGAUGAUGGAGCUCUUCGAGCUUGUCAACGAGAAGAACACUCUUUAUCGGAGACAGGCAGAACUCAUGUACAUCAAACGUUACCAACGACUAGAGGAGGAACAAAUCGAGUUGGAAUAUCAAAUUCGCUUGCUCAUCAAUAAGUCAGUGAGUCAAAGAACGCCGGAAGACGAAAUUCGUGAAGCUGAAUUGAUUCACAAGCUAGUGGAGAUCGUUGAACUACGCAACGAAAUCGUAGAUGCUCAAGAAGUCGAUCGACAGAGGCUCACCAGAGAAGACGAAGACAUCGAAGCCCAACGUCUCCGAAUGACAUCAGGAGCGUCCGGUAGCGCAUCUUGCGAGCCCGUCGAACUCAGGCCAGAGGAGGAAAAGAGAAAGAAGAAGAAGAAAAAGGAUAAGAAGAAAGAUAAGUCGCAGGACAAAGACACGAAGGACCCCGAAGAUUCAUCGAAGAGAACUCUGAAGAAACUUUUCAAAGAGAAAUACAAAACACUGAAACAAGGCGCCGUACUGAAGAAGAAUUGAGGUGUUUGCACCGUGAAUAACGCAUCAAGAUCGGCGAUUGUUCAUUGCUUUUAAUUUCGUGCGAAAAAGCAUCCCCUCGGGGUUUUGUUGUACUCGGGAGUUGCCUUCCCCGGCGGCGAUGUGAGUUUGUGGGAACGCCUCAAAUCCGUUUCGAUCCACGUCCUUAGAUGACUCCAUUCUUUUAUUCCAAUCCUUUAAUGAAGAUUUCUAAACCCAAAGCUCUCAUGCGGACAAGAUUCGCCUUUUCCGAACGAUUAUUAUUUGUGCAAUGUCAUCGUGAACCAGGUCUUCUUUGCUCGGAGACACAGAAAAUAUUGCAGUCGAGUUCAUCCAAGAUUACCUAGGUGUUCGUAGCUCCCGCGCGGAUGGGAUACAUUCCGUGGCUCCAGUUUUCGAGAGUGAUCGCUGGACCGAUCGCUCAGAGUUUGGAAAUAUAUUGUGAUUUUG